Molecule: messenger RNA, 1621 nt
Organism: Bradysia coprophila
Lineage: Eukaryota; Metazoa; Arthropoda; Insecta; Diptera; Sciaridae
Source: RefSeq, a predicted model, not a curated record
CCCCAUCAAUCCGUCCAACGAAUAUUUAGUCGAUUUAGACAAUUCACUGUCGACAUGUGGUCCGCAUGGUAUAGACAUCCGUGAACUGACCGUCAGUGAAAUCAAUGAACAUUUUCGCACGGGCAGAUUGUCAUCGUUAGAGUUGACCGAGUGCUAUCUGAACCGAAUUUCUGAAAUGGAUGACCAUCUUCGAUCGGUCAUUGAGAUAAAUCCAGAAGCGAUUACGUUGGCACAAAGAGCCGAUGCGGAACGAUUCACUCGCUCAAAUAAUAGUCCGAUUCAUGGCAUCCCGAUUCUUCUAAAGGACAACAUUGGAACGUCUGAUUUAAUGCAAACCACGGCAGGAGCAUUAGCACUCGAAGACGUGAGACCGAUACGUGAUUCCGAAGUAGUUGAUCGACUUAGAAGGGCUGGUGCUAUCAUUUUGGGCAAAGCCAGUCUCUCCGAAUGGGCUAACUUCCGGGGUAAUAUACCAAGUGGAUGGAAUGGCCGUCGAGGUCAAACUGUUAACGCAUACGUUUUAAGACAAAAUCCUUCUGGCUCGAGCAGUGGUUCAGCGGUAUCAAUAUCAGCUAAUUUAGCCAUCCUUUCGCUUGGUAGUGAAACAGAUGGUUCCAUAAUUUCACCGUCUACAAGAAGCGCUAUUGUCGGCUUAAAGCCAACAAUUGGAGCAGUUUCAACUGCAGGAGUAAUUCCGUUGGCCUUUUCGAACGAUGUGGUUGGUCCAAUGGUUCGUACGGUGGAAGAUGCUAGCAUUUUGAUGGGAGUCAUUUCUGACAUUGACAUGCAGGGAUGUGACUUGAAUAUUGCCACAUGUCUCGAGAAUCGGAAAUUCAAGAUUGGAGUUCUGAGGGAACCAUUCUGGAAUCUCAAUGACUCUAAUUUGGCUCCGAUAAUUCCAGAGCUUGAAAAGUGUCUGAACAAUUUACACGAAAAUGGCAUGGCCGUUGUGGUGGAUCCAGUCACAUUUCCAUUCGUUCCAAUUGAUCGCCAGAAAGCGAAUAUCGUCUUCCGGCAUGAAUUCCGACAUUCCGUAAAUCUGUAUCUAGCAAACGAUGUCGAGCACAGAGAAAUCGAACGAAACAGGACGAUCUACUCGUUGGCGGAUGUCAUAAAAUUCAACGAACUGAAUCCACCAGUCGAAGGAUACAAUCAAAGCAUCCUGCUAUUAUCCGAAGCUACAAACGGCCUGCGAAACAAAACGUACGUGUCCUCGUUGCACGAAUAUCGACGUGACGCAAAACGAUACUUGGACUCAGUUCUGAAUGACGUCGAUGCAUUGGCUACGCCUUGCCAUAGUAACGGCACUCCACUUUUGUAUUCACACGGAGCUGCUGCCGGUUAUCCGUCCAUUACGGUGCCAGUUUCGACCUACGCUGCAGGUCUGCCAUUCGGAUUGUGUCUUCUUGGUCGGCCAUUUUCGGAACCUAUUCUACUGAAAUUGGGCUAUUUCAUUGAACAAACUCGCACAGGUGGAAGGCCUGUGCCACGGUUUUUGUAAAAUUUUAAGAAAUGAAAGAAAAAUUUGAAAUGUAACAUCAGUCAGUUUUAAGCUCUACCAGAAGCACUGCUUCUGGUAUGAACACAAGACAUAUUCGGAGGCUAACUACCUACAAGCAGA